This is a messenger RNA of Misgurnus anguillicaudatus (oriental weatherfish), 2127 nucleotides long. Lineage: Eukaryota; Metazoa; Chordata; Actinopteri; Cypriniformes; Cobitidae. The record is from RefSeq and is a predicted model, not a curated record.
UAGCUGUAUCCCCUCUAGCCAGAAUCGCAUAGCAUCGCGAGCUAGUUCAUCGGUUAGUUUACAUACCAGAAAUAAACGACAAUGGGUGACCUUCGUGCGAUUAACGCAAAUUGUAUCGUUUUAAAUGAAAUGACGCGUAUUUUCGUUUAUGUCAUAUGAGGAUGAAGUGAGAGAGUAAACAAAAAACCAUCGCGAGAGAACAGAUUUCACAUUAUGGACAACAAGACGAGCACAAAAGAGGACAUCCCUAAAGACCGGGGUUUGCUUGUAGGGAUUAUAUUCUUCAUCCUUGGGUUGGGAACGCUGUUGCCAUGGAACUUCUUCAUGACGGCCUCUAUGUAUUUCAAUAACAGAUUGAACACAUCUGAAUGGAUUAAUGGAACGAUAUCAGCCAGGAAGGAAUAUUACUUCAAUAACUGGAUGACUUUUCUAUCCCAGCUGCCUUUGCUUCUGUUCACUUUGCUCAACUCAAUCCUGUAUCAGCGAAUCUCAGAGAAGAUAAGGAUGGCAGGCAGCUUAAUCUUCAUCCUCAUCCUCUUCAUCAUCACUGCUGCACUGGUGAAGGUUCAUAUGGAGGAGGACCGGUUCUUCUCCAUCACUAUGGCAACCAUAUGGUUUAUCAACUCGUUUGGAGCCGUUCUGCAGGGAAGUUCGUUUGGUCUGGUGGGUUUGUUACCGCAGAAGUACAGCGCUGUGUUUAUGAGCGGACAAGGACUCGCUGGAACAUUUGCUGCUCUUGCAAUGAUUUUCGCCAUAGCAAGUGAAGCUGACAGUGAAUCAGCAGCUCUUGGUUAUUUCAUCACUCCAUGUGUUGGGACUCUCAUCACUCUCUUCAGUUACAUGUUGUUACCCAAACUGGAGUUUGCUCAGUAUUACCUGAACGGGUGUAAAAGAAAGAAUCACCAACCUGAGACGUCCAGAGAGUUGCUGUCUACAGAUGUUGCAGAGGUCUCUUUGAGGACGAAUGAUCCUUGUAAUGGCUCUGUACCUAACAAAGACACAAACUGUGUAGAUGAAGAAGAGGAGACUGGCACACAGGCUUUCAUUGAGCUACAGACAUCUGAAGAGUCGACACAGAAGAGCUCUGUCCUGCAGGUCCUUAAAAAGAUUUGGGUCAUGGCGUUUUGUGUUACGUUCGUCUUUACAGUAACGCUUUCAGUUUUCCCUGCAGUUACUGUGGACGUAAAGUCGGUUUAUGGAGGAAAUUGGGAAAAAUAUUUUACCCCUAUUUGGUGUUUUCUUGCCUUUAAUGCAAUGGAUUUCACAGGCAGAACUGUCACAACAUGGAUUCGGUGGCCUGGUAAAGACGGCUUGCGGUUCCCGGCUCUGGUGGUUUCUCGGUUAAUCUUCGUGCCUUUGCUGAUGUUGUGUAACGUACAGGACCGACACAACCUGCCUGUAUUCUUCUCAAAUGAUGUGAUAUUUAUCAUUAUAAUGCUGCUGUUCUCUGUGUCCAGUGGAUAUUGUGUCUGUCUGUCCAUGACCUUCGCACCACAACUGGUGGAACCUAAAGACGCUGAGACUGCCGGCGCAUUGAUGACGUUUUUUCUGGCUUUGGGUUUAACGUUAGGAGCGGCUUUUUCAUUCCCUCUGCGUUUACUGGUCUGACAGAAAACACAAUCACAUCUUCAACAAACCGGUCGUCGUGAUGUCUGUAGUGAUGCUCAUAUGCAUCUGUUAUGCUGUUCAUUAAGGAGGCAUUAGUUGCGUUUUCAUUACACAUAUUAUGCCCAUUUUUACAAGAUGUUAUAUGAGUCUCAGGAGUGCCUAGAAUGUGUCUGUAAAGUUUCAGCUCAAAAUACCCCACAGAUUAUUUAUUAUAGCAUGUCCAAAAACCAUUGUUUAAAAAUAGAUUUGAUUUCUAUGAAUGCAGUUUGAGAUAAUAGUAUCUUUAGCACUACAACAUGCUAACCAAAAUUUAGAAAAGCUUUUAGGUCAGUCAGUGGCCGUGGCUUUAUCAAUGUGAUGUCACAUUAACAAGAGAAUCAUUUGGUUUAAUGGCGGAUAAAAAAGAAGAGGGUGGAUUUUUUUCAUUGUAGGGUUGUUGGGCAACUUUACACACAUAACACCUUGUAAAAGUGGACUUUCCAUAAUAUGUGUUUUUUCAAAUUGUAAUCAAUUUCACAA